Messenger RNA from Thermothielavioides terrestris NRRL 8126, 946 nucleotides. RefSeq lists its product as uncharacterized. The coding region runs from base 19 to 897 and encodes 292 amino acids. The record is from RefSeq and is a predicted model, not a curated record. The transcript is spliced from 3 exons. Gene Ontology annotation, biological process: mitochondrial respiratory chain complex IV assembly. Lineage: Eukaryota; Fungi; Ascomycota; Sordariomycetes; Sordariales; Chaetomiaceae.
CCCGUGUCCGCCAACGCCAUGGCACCACCACCAGCCACGACGGCCCGCGCCGUCGUCAACGCCCUGCCGAGGGCGACGGCAUCUCCACAAUGUACGCGAUUCACGCGAUUGCUCUCGACGGCCCGCAUCGCGCAGGCUAAGCGACCGAGCGCACCGCGCCCCUCGAGUUUCCAGUCCCCGCCCUGCCAGCCGUUGGUGCAGCGGCGCUUCAAGUUCAAGACGGUCGAGGAGGCGAAGAGCCGGUACAGGUCAGGGCCCUUCUCGUGGAAGGCCGGUCUUCUCUUCGUCAUCACGGCCGCCGGCCUGGUGUGGUAUUUUGAGUCGGAGAAGGAGCGAAUGAGGCGGAAGAGGAUAGCCGAGUCGACCAAGGGCGUCGGCAAGCCCAAAGUCGGCGGCCCGUUCGAGCUGAUCGACCAGUACGGCAACAAGGUCUCGGAUCAGGACCUGAAGGGGCGGUACUCUCUCGUCUACUUCGGCUUCACGCACUGCCCGGACAUUUGCCCUGAGGAGCUGGACAAGAUGGCGAGGAUGUUCGAUCUGGUCGAGGCGCAGCGCCCCGGGGCCUUGACGCCCGUGUUCGUCACAUGCGACCCGGCGCGCGACGGCCCCAAGGAGCUGAAGGAGUAUCUGGUCGAGUUCCACCCCAAGUUCGUCGGCCUGACUGGCACGUACGAGCAGAUCAAGGCCAUGUGCAAGGCGUACCGUGUCUACUUCAGCACGCCGUCCGACGUGAAGCCGGGCCAAGACUACCUGGUCGACCACAGCAUUUACUUCUAUCUGAUGGAUCCCGAGGGGGACUUUGUCGAGGCGCUGGGGCGGCAGCACUCGCCUGAGCAGGGUGCCAAGGUGAUCCUGGACCACAUGAAGGACUGGAAGGGGGUCUUGAAGACUAGCUGAGGGGCUGAGGGGUUCAGUAGCAUGCCGUAUGCAUCUGCCCCGUGUGUAA